Prunus armeniaca (apricot) is the source of this 429-nucleotide messenger RNA. NCBI's taxonomy places the organism in Eukaryota, Viridiplantae, Streptophyta, Magnoliopsida, Rosales, Rosaceae. The record is from the annotation of a GenBank genome assembly.
AUGAAACCGAAUGACAAAAAAUAUUUUCUAAAGUUUGUAUCGUCUGUAAAGUUUCCCGAUGGGUAUGCUCAUAAUAUCACAUGUUGCGUAAAUGUUGACGGGGGUAAAUUUGCUGGACUAAAGAGCCAUGACUGCCAUGUAUUUAUGCAACGCCUACUUCCUGUGGGUAUUCGACAUCUAUUGCCGGAAGAUGUAGUCAAACCAAUCACGUUGUUGUCCAGAUUUUUUUCCCAACUGACUGUAAAAACGUUGCGAAAGCCAGACAUUCAUCGGUUGCACCAUGACAUUGUCCAAGUCCUAUGCAAGUUUGAAAUGAUAUUCCCUCCAGCGUUCCUCAUAAGUAUGAUCCACGUGAUGGUUCACUUGCAAAAAAAGGCAUUGCUUGCUGGUCCUGUCAACUAUCGUUGGAUGUAUCCAAUAGCAAGGUGA